This is a messenger RNA of Acipenser ruthenus (sterlet), 2559 nucleotides long. Its product is annotated as homeobox protein Dlx1a. The record is from RefSeq and is a predicted model, not a curated record. The transcript has 3 exons. The coding region runs from base 22 to 780 and encodes 252 amino acids. Gene Ontology annotation, molecular function: DNA-binding transcription factor activity, RNA polymerase II-specific; RNA polymerase II cis-regulatory region sequence-specific DNA binding. Gene Ontology annotation, biological process: cell differentiation; embryo development; negative regulation of transcription by RNA polymerase II. Lineage: Eukaryota; Metazoa; Chordata; Actinopteri; Acipenseriformes; Acipenseridae.
AGAAGGGAUCAGCCAGAAGAGAUGACAAUGACUGCAAUGCCAGAAAGUCUUAAUAGCCCUGUCUCAGGGAAGGCGGUUUUCAUGGAAUUUGGGCCACCAAGUCAACAAAUGUCGCCUUCCUCCGUGUCUCAUGGACAUUACUCCAUGCACUGUUUACAUUCCGCGGGUCACUCUCAACACGAAAGCUCAUACAGCGCUGCUUCGUCUUUCCCGAGGUCUCUGGGUUAUCCAUAUGUCAGCUCGGUCGGCAGCCAUUCCUCAAGUCCAUACAUCAGCACAGUGCAGUCGUAUCAGAGCAGCUCGACUCUAACCCAGACGCGGUUAGAGGACACAGCAGAGCCAGAGAAAAACACAGUGGUGGAAGGUGGAGAAGUUCGAUUUAACGGGAAAGGGAAAAAGAUCCGCAAACCCAGGACUAUUUAUUCCAGUUUGCAGCUACAAGCUUUGAACAGGCGCUUCCAGCAAACUCAGUACCUGGCUCUCCCGGAAAGAGCUGAACUAGCAGCUUCCAUGGGGCUUACACAAACACAAGUAAAGAUUUGGUUCCAGAACAAGCGAUCCAAGUUCAAGAAGCUGCUGAAGCAAGGCGGGGGAUCUUUGGAGAGUGCAUUAGCUAACGGCAGAAGUCUGUCCGCCACCUCGCCUACUGUUCCCGCGGUCUGGAACGCUACAUCCUCUGGCAAGACGUCAGCAGGGACGCCGGGCACUUACAUCCCCAGCUACACUUCAUGGUAUCCUUCAGCACACCAAGAAUCUAUGCAGCAACCCCAUCUGAUGUGAUAAGAAAUCGCCCCCACCCUCGAGACCACUGCUGGUCCAAAACAGAGGGAUCACCGGGCAGCUAAAGCCAAUAACGCACAGCACCCUCGUCCAUUGCAGACAGGCACAUAUGCGAUGCGGAGCUUGUUUUCAACUGCUGACAGCUGACAGAUCAGCCUCCUAAUACCGUUACCCCAUCCAUAGAACAGCCGGGGAGCAGAAAGACUCUGCGUGCAGUGGCAACAAGAAUAACUUUUUUGUGUUGCGAGUCUAGAGAGAGUGAGAGGAUGGAGAAGAAAUAUAGGUCAUUAAAGCUGCUGUAUCCCAUUUCUGUGACCUCCUGCUGUAAAAUUAGAUGUAAACACGGUUUUGAGCCUUUAUGAUCAAUUGUACAUUUACUAUAAAUGUCAAAUUUGCGUACUGGUCAUAGACUGUAUGUUUGUGUGCUCCACACUUUAUUUAAAUUAAUUUAAUUGUAUAGUUAGUUUUAUUUAAAACAAGCGUCAGUGUAUUUGUAAACAGUUAUUAGUCCAUUUAAAAAAUACCACUUUUACUGCUGCAGUGACACAAACAUUAUUUGGGUUAUUAAAACCAUAAGCCAACCUGUAAUUGGGAUGUUUAGCAAAAACAUAAUUUAAAAUAAGAUCCAUAUAUUUAAUAGCACUUCGUUGAAAUGAGAUUUUGCAGCUUUAAAGAAAGAGCCUUUUCAAUAAGUUCUGGCGCUGCUCAGCUUGAAGUGCAUAGUCAGACUGAUGUAUAUAAAUGUACUAUUUAAAUAUGAUGCAUAUAUUUCUUGUUUUUGUUUUGUGUGGCUGUAUACAUGAUGCAUUGUGAAAUUGAAUUUUACCUGUGAAUAUGGAACACGUGUUAAUGAAAUAAAUGUGGUUAGCGUUCUAUAUGUUAAAGUUUAGUUUUAUAUUGAAAAUGUUAAUUUAUUGCUUUGUAUUCUUAAAAAAAAAAAAACAUUGUAAAUACCGUGUAAAAUUUCAAGACAGUAAAAUGAUGAUUUUUAAAGGCGAGAGACUAUUCGAAGUUGUCUUUAAGGGAAAAAGACGUCUAUAAAAAUACUUUUGUAUUAAUGUUUUUGGAAUUAUGAACCAAUGCAAUUGUAAUCUGCUUUAAAAAAAAAAAAACUACUGGUUUAUCAUUUAAACCAAGCACAACCGACGGUAAAAUUAAAGGUCUGGGAUGAUUUCUAAACACAACAAAGCAUUCAUUUUAAUUCUUAUGUGUUUUUAUUUGUAUUGUAUUUUAAAUGGUGUGAAUCAAAUAAUCUAUCUAUCGCCACAACAUUUUUUUUAAACAAUUUUUCUUUAACACAUUUGGUAGUCACCCGGUACCCUUAGUUUUAGCCCUGAGGUGCCUCUUGUGACUCUGGUCUGAUUAUAAUCAAUUAUUGUACUUGUUGCUUUUCAUGUACAUGUAGUCGCGGUAUAAGAUCCUUUCUCCCCUUGUGUGGUAACAAUAAACCCUCUUUUCAGCGACGAAUGGCAGGGGAAGCACUGGUGUGUGUUAAGUGAAUAAUUGGGAGAGGAGCAGGUGCUGCAGGAAAAGAUGGUUUGUUGAAAAUGUGGAUCUAAAAACAGCAAGUUCAAACGAGCUCUUGUUUGGUUUGAUGGUGUAACUGCGCUUUUUCAGCAAUAUCUCGAAGCACCGGGAGACAACGGGAGUAAAUGUGCUUAAUUGGCCUAUAUAACUGACAAAAAAAAAUGAAUGAAAAAUAAAAUAAUUUAUUUUUUAGCCCUAAAAUGUGGCCGUCAAUCUCAACGUGAAAAUAAAACAAUAUUUAAACCAUGCUCA